GCAGUGAUGGCAGAGAGAGAGACCGUGUUCAGGGAGUGCCUGUGUGUGAUCACAGGGGCUUCUCGGGGUUUGGGCAAGGAGCUGGCGCUGCAGCUCGCCCCCAGCCUCACAGGGGCCUCCAGUCUGGUGCUGGUGGCCAGGUCUGGGGAGAGGCUGGAGGAGGUGAGGAGGGCUGUGCUCGCCUCACAGCCAUCGCUGCGUGUUCUCCUGGUCCCCGCUGACCUCAGCACCGGGCAGGGAGUGGGGGCCGCACUGGCUGCGCUCCCGCAGCACCGUCCCCGGAGGCUGCUGCUCCUCAACAAUGCAGGCUCACUGGGAGACGUCUCCAAGUUCGUUGUGGAUUUCACCAGCCCGGCUGAGAUCACGGACUAUUUCAGCCUCAACGUCACGUCCUUCAUGUGUCUGUCCGCAGGGGUGCUGCGGGCAUUCCCGCAGAAGGCAGGACUGACCCGUACUGUGGUCAACAUCAGUUCCCUGUGUGCCAUCAAACCCUUCAAAUCCUGGUCUCUGUACUGCAUGGGCAAGGCCGCCAGGGAAAUGAUGUGUCACGUGCUGGCGGCAGAACAGCCAGACCUCAGGGUCCUCAGCUAUGCUCCAGGACCUCUGGACACGGAUAUGUUCCUCCAGGCCCGGACAGAGACGGGUGACCCUGAGGUGCGGGAGGCCGCGAAAUCUCUGUAUGCGGAGGGCAAUGCUGACCCCCAGGAUUCUGCCCGAAAACUAGUGGACAUCCUUGUGAGGGACCAGUUCGAGUCCGGUGCCCAUGUAGAUUUCUACGACAAGUGACUUCCUCCCCCCGACCCCCUCACAACCGCUCCACUGUGCAUCUGAUGUAGGUUGGUUGAUGAUAUGAGACACAUGCUGAUAAAAGCUGGGAGACGUGAUCCCUCCCUUUCUCCCCCAGCCUCUUUCACACUCCCCAGCUCCUUCCCCCAGCUCUUCCCCCAGCCCCAGCUCCGCCCCCACUCCCCUCUCACUUGCAAGUUGAGUGCUCUAAUACUACGCUAAAGGACACAAACAUCAACUAUUCUUGGUAAUGGAGCAGACUAUGGAACUGAGCAAACAGACCUUGUGAGGCACAAUUAAUAAUUACACAGCACCUUUCAUGUAAAAGCAACUCGCUCUAAUCCCGAAUCCCUCUCUGCUCUUUCACCAUCUGUGAUCAGGGCUCCCUCUGCCUCCUUGUCCUCCUCGACCUCUCUGCC
Messenger RNA from Callorhinchus milii (elephant shark), 1205 nucleotides. RefSeq names its product sepiapterin reductase. The record is from RefSeq and is a predicted model, not a curated record. Gene Ontology annotation, molecular function: sepiapterin reductase (NADP+) activity. Gene Ontology annotation, biological process: tetrahydrobiopterin biosynthetic process. NCBI's taxonomy places the organism in Eukaryota, Metazoa, Chordata, Chondrichthyes, Chimaeriformes, Callorhinchidae.